CUUAUAAAAUAGCUUAAGGUCUGAUACUGCUGAAUCUUCUUCCUUUACAUCUUUUUCUCCUGGUUUUCUUUGAAGUCCCUGACCUUUUAUUCUUUCAAAUAAAGUUUGUUAUUAUUUUUUCUAACUUGUUAAAAAACAAUUUUUAAAUAAUUGAAUCAGAAUGACAUUGAAUAAAUAGAACAGUUAAGCAAAAUUGUUAUUUAAAAAAUUACAAUGACUUUACCUACCCGUGAACAAUAAAUAUUACUUCAGUUAUUUAGAUGUGAACUUAUUUGAAUUAAUUGUGUUUUAUAAACAGAGCUGAGAUGAUGGAGUAAAGGCUAGGACUCGCCUGCGCUCUCCCCCAAAUCUCUCCAAUAAUAAUGAUUUUAAACAAAUUCUAGAGUAGAAGAACUCAUAAAAAAGGAGUAAAAUAAUUUUCCAACUCAAAACAACUUAGAAGUUCAGCAGAAGUUCAGAACAGUUCUGUUGCACUAGAGUCCGAAUGAAGCACAGUCCAGCAAAGGCAGCGGUCAGCAGAGAACAGGCCCUAGAAAACCAGGAGUGGGCCUUCAGAGACUGAAUCAGCAGCAGCAGUUGAUACUUCUUGAGCUUUCAGAUCACACACAGUUAAGGGAGUCAAAAAAUGGGUCACAAGAAGAUUAAAAGGGGUUUCUUUCCUAGUACCAAGCCAAACUCCAUUGUUUUGCCCAUCCUUGGAUCCUUGGAUCCAGAUCUCAGUCCUGGGUGGCAGUCUCAGGUCAAGGAGGAGCACUAGCACACCAGAGACUGUGGCCCAGUGGAGGAGGGAUCCUCCUCACAGUUCUGGGACAGAAAAGAGUGCUUGUAGUGGCUCACAGAUCAGAGCACGGGCCAGCAGAGAGUAAACACCUCUCCUUAGAUCAUAUAACUUUGGAACAACUUAAAACUUACCAAUCCCUAUUAGUAUGUCUCAAAACAGCUGCAUGAAAUCCCUGAAGCUUGGAACAGUGCACACUCCAUUCUGGAAGCAGAGCCCAACUUUCACAAAGAUUUAAAGUCAAGUAAUGAGCAAGCAACAGAAAAAAAAAAAAAUAGGACUAUAGAAAGUUACUAUGGUGACAAGGAAAAUCAAAACACACACUCAGGAUAAGAUAAAGUCAAAGCUCCUUCCACCAAAUCCUCUAAGAAAAAUAUGAAUUGGUCUGAGGCCAUGGAAAAAUUCAAAAAGGAUUCUGAAAAUUAGCUUAAGAGAAAUAGAGAAAAAAUUGGGAAGAGCUUCUGUACCUUCUUUUCCAUUUGGCCAAUUCCAUUUUUAAGGGGUUUUUUUCUUCAAUGAAUUUGUGUGCCUCUUUCCAUUUUGUCAUUUCUGCUUUUAAAGGCAUUUUUCUCUUCCUUGACAUUUUGUGCGUCCUUUACCAUGUGGCCUAGUUUGCUUUUAAGGUGUUAUUUUCUUUAGUAUUUUUUUUAUCUCCCUCACCAAGCUGUUGACUUUCAUGAUUUUCUUGCAUUUGUUUGAGAGGAAGGAGACCUGAAAGUACAGGUUGGAGGGGACAGCCCCAGGCUUGAUAGUUUGUCAGACUUAAUGAGAUAUUAAACUAUUCCGAGUCACAAAGUAUAUAUCUUCUAGACCUAGAAUGAUGACAUUGAGCACAUUGAGUUGAAGGAAUUGAUGGAACCACCUGAUUUCCAUCUCCCAGACUAUUGAUCCUCAGGACUUCCUGGCUGGGCUGGCAGCAGCACUGACCGGAAUGAAAGUCCUCAUGGCUGGAGCUCCCGAGUCCAAGGACUUCAUUCCUCAGAGCCUCCCCGCCCCUCCCUCACCCCUACACACAUCUAGCCGCUGUGUGUGAAAGAUCCCCUCUACCCCUGGACCAGAGGGAAGGAGACUGCCCCAAUUAAGUAGCCACAGAAAGCUUCCCACAACCUAAUAAUAAAGCAACACAGAACAUCCCAGAAGCAAGUGCCCAGCGCUCUCAUUCUCGCGCAACCUGGAGCUCCCCCCAACCCCGUUACAUACAGAAUAAACACAAACAGAUACGGAGCUGCUGGCGGGAGGGAAAGCCCCAGGCCCCGAGGAGGACAUCAGACAGGCGGAUUGAGGAAGGCCCAGAGAAUGUCGGAGGGGGAGAGGACGGCCGGAGAGGACCCUCACACGGCUCCGUGGCACCCAGGCGCGAUUUCUAGGCGAAAAAGGCCUCCGCUUCUCUUCUGCUUUGGAGCACCCAAAGCCACAGGCCGUUUCCUAUUUUGUUUAUUCCUUCUUUCUUUCUCCCCACCUCUCCCCACCUCGCGCGCCCCAGCUGACCAGGAACCGUGUUCCAUUGAGAUUCUGGUAGUGUUGCACUGGCCCGGGCUGACAAAGGGCUGCUCCUCUCUUCCGAGCUCCCCCGCCAAGCCUUGGUCCGCUCCCCCCAUCCCCCACCCCUGCCAAUUCCCCUUUCCUUCUCCUAGCCUUUGCCCUUCCUAGCCGAGACUGGGAGUGGGAAACGUGAGGGAGGCGGAGGCGGACCGCAGGCAGCAGACCAUGCGGGGGAAGGGAUGGAGAAGGAAGUGCGGACCGCCCGGGGGGAUGUAAAGGAAGGGGACUGGGCUGUGCCGAGAGGAGGCUGGGUAUGCAGGGUGGGGGAAGGGGCGGGGCUACGCCGGGGGACCGAGGCGGGGGUUUUCGGUGGGGACUCGGCUCGGAUUGAAGAAGCUGCCUCACCUGCAGCCUGGCUUCCCAGCGGAGCAACCCUGGAGUGUCCCGAGCCAUGGGCUCGGAUGCGGCCCCAUCUUGGCUGGAGACCCACCGGGCUCGGCCCUUGCACUUGGCCUUGACAUUCGCCCUCGCGCUGCUGCUGCUGCAAGUAAUCAAGCUCUACCUCCGGCGCCAGGGACUGCUGAGAGCCCUGCGCCCCUUCCCGGGACCCCCGACUCACUGGUUCUUUGGAAACCAGAGGGAGUUUUACCUGGAAAAAGAACUACAACAGUUUGAUAUGUUGAUAGAAAAAUAUCCCUGUGCUUUCCCUCGCUGGGUCGGGGCCUUUCAGGUGCUUUUAAAUAUCUAUGACCCAGAGUAUGUGAAAAUUCUUCUGAACCGAAGAGAUCCCAAAAUACAGCUUGGGUACAAGUUUAUUGUUCCCUGGGUUGGAAAAGGACUUCUGAGUCUAGAGGGAAAGAAGUGGUACCAGCAUCGCCACCUGCUGACGCCUGCCUUCCACUUCAGCAUUCUGAAGCCCUACAUCCAUGUGAUCAAUGAUUCUGUCUGCAGGAUGCUGGACACAUGGGGGAAGCUCAGCACCCAGGACAGUUCUGUGGAGAUUUGCGAGCCCAUCCGCCUGAUGACCUUGGACAGCAUCAUGAAAUGUGCCUUCAAUGUCCAGACCAGCUCCCAAACAGAAAGCUUCUCUAUCAACUACCUCUCAACUGUGACCAAACUCUCAGAACUCAUCUUCCACCGCCUGCACAGCUACCUCCAUCACAAUGACUUGAUUUACAGGUGGAGCUCUCAGGGGCAAGAAUUCCAGGCUCUCUGCCAAAUAGCACAUCAGUACGCAGCCAAAAUCAUCCAAGAAAGGAGAGAAGCUCUCAAGAAUGAUAGUGAACAGGACAAAAUCCGAAAGAAGAAGUACCUGGAUUUUCUGGAUGUUCUUCUCUGUGCCAAAAGUGAAAUUGGAGAAGGCUUAUCAGAUGAAGAGCUGGAGGCCGAACUUAACACAUUUGUGUUUGGGGGCCAUGACACCACCGCCUCCAGCCUCGCCUGGCUCUUCUACUGUAUGGCUAUGAACCCUGAUCACCAACAUCAGUGCCGAGAGGAGAUCAGAGAUAUCCUAAAAUCUGGGGACACCAUUACCUGGGACCACCUGGACCAAAUGCCCUACAGCACCAUGUGCAUCAAGGAGGCCCUCCGCCUGUACCCACCCGAAAUCACCAUAGCCAGGGAGCUUAGCAAGCCUAUUACUUUCCCAGAUGGACGUUCCUUACCCACAGGUAUGAUAGUGGUCCUGAACAUCUGGGCUCUCCACCACAAUCCUGCUGUCUGGGAAAACCCACAGGUCUUUGACCCCCAAAGGUUCUCCCAAGAGAAUUCUAUGAAGAGACACUCCUAUGCUUUUUUACCUUUCUCAGCUGGACCUAGGAACUGCAUUGGGCAGCAGUUUGCCAUGCUGGAGCUGAAGGUGGGAUUGGCCCUGACUCUUCUCCGUUUCGAGCUGGUGUCAGAUCCAGAGAAGCCUCCCAUCCCAAUGCCCCACUUAGUUCUCAGAUCUAAGAAUGGGAUUCAUUUAUAUCUAAAACCAUUCCACUAGUUCUGCUGGUAUUAAGGAUGGAUACCAUGACCCAGUCAGAAAGCCUCUUCAUUAACAACCAAUGAGAAACAUUACAGAGCAAAUGGUUUCUUUUUUUGUUAAUUUGGGAUGGAUUUUGUGGUGAAGGAUGCUGGGACGAGACUAAAGAUAAGGAAAGAUUUGCCUUCCUGAUUUUUUUUUUCUGGAUUGAACUUCUAUUAACAAUGUCACAGUAAACCUGAGUCCCUUGUAUGCAUGUAAGGGUGGGACUGGAUGUGAGGUCUCCUGCCAUACUGAGAAGAAAAAAAUCAUUCUGAUCGCAGAUAAUCAGCAAGUAAAUAAUCAAAAGUGAAUUUUUUUCUUUUAUUUGGAUCAUGAAUAAAGGCAAGAUGGCUUUUGG
Messenger RNA from Antechinus flavipes (yellow-footed antechinus), 4626 nucleotides. RefSeq names its product cytochrome P450 4A4-like. Bases 2712 to 4247 code for a protein of 511 amino acids. Gene Ontology annotation, molecular function: monooxygenase activity; heme binding; iron ion binding. The transcript is spliced from 12 exons. NCBI's taxonomy places the organism in Eukaryota, Metazoa, Chordata, Mammalia, Dasyuromorphia, Dasyuridae. The record is from RefSeq and is a predicted model, not a curated record.